AUGUGCCUCGUUCUCGUGAUGUAUCUGCGGUGGAACCGGCACAUCGCGCUUACAGGGGACUCCAAUGCAGCUAGAAAAGUUUUGUUACCGGCGUUUGCACCUCUGUUGUGGCUACUUGCAGGCUCUGUUGGCGUGUACUCCGUGGUGAUGGCGCUGUUCGUGACGCUCAAGUGGUUUCGAGGCAAGUUUUCAGACGCGCUGCUGGAAGUCUUCUACAGCAUGCGCUUGUUUGUGUUUGGACUCGUCAUGGUGUUUUUGUUGCAGAAGAGUGUUUCAAUUCCAGCACUCCGACGCUCCGUGGUGAUCACACUGGUUUUGGCAUUGUAUACCCUCCCGGUGGAAAUACUGUUGAUGACGUACGUGGCCCCAAGUCGAGCAAACCUCGCCUUCACGAUAAUGGCUGCUGUGCGAGCGUUAAUGCUGAUCUUCUUCGCGUUCGUGUUUGUGCGACCUCCGGCUCGAGCUACUAAGCGCACUUUGAGAGAGUACUGCCUCUUUAUUUUCACUUACUCGGCUCUGCACUUCAGCAGUGAAUUUUGCUUUCACAUCGGAUCGAGUACUGUUGGAUUUGCGCUAACGUACGCGACAGUAUUGUGGGCUGUUAUGUCUCCCUUGGUUGUUUGGCGAGUGCUGAAAGCUGACACUGAGUUCUGGAGGGGGUUGGGUCAACGCGCUGUGGAGUUGCAGAUGCUCUUCCGUCAGAGGCAUAGUAUCGAUGAACGAAUAUCGUCGCAAGGUCUGCACGUGCUCAUCGAAAUGCAUCGCAAGCUGAUCAUCGACUUCGCACAGCUACAGCUUCAGAGAAAGAUCGGCACAGGGGCAAGCGCCGUCGUUUUCAGUGGAUUAUUGGAUGCCGUCACUCCUGUCGCUGUCAAAGUUUACACACCGACGCUGUUUAGUGAUGAAACAGUGACCGAGUUUUCCCAAGAAGCCGCCCUGUGCGGUGCGUUGAAGCAUCCGAACAUCGUCACGUUUCACGGAAUGUGUAUUUACCCUCCGACAAUUUGUCUGGUGUCGGAGCUUUGUCAAGGAACGCUUUCUGAAGUUACCUGCACUGCGAGAGUCAGGUUUACUGGCAACGGGUCGCGUUUCCACAACCGGCAGCAGAUGCUGUUAAAUGUGUGCUAUAUGCUGGACGCUGCUCGUGCAGUAGCGUAUUUGCACAGCUUCUCCCCGCCGUUCCUUCAUCGAGACAUUAAGCCGGACAAUUUUCUGGUAGACGUCCGUGGAACAGUCAAGCUCACGGAUUUUGGGGAGUCACGUAGUCUAGCUCGGCCCCAGAAGCCGAAUACAGGUUCUAACGCAGCCAUACCAGAUUAUUUGACGGACUACGCUGCAUUUGCAAGUUCCCCGAUGGCAACAGAGAUCCAGUCAAUGAUGACUUCGUUUCCGAAGAUGACUGUGAAAGGUACGGUGGACUACAUGGCGCCGGAGAUUAUCAACGGCAAGGCAGGGCUUGCAGCGUAUGGAGAAGCUGCGGACAUUUACUCGUUAGCAAUGACUAUGUGGGACGUAUUGCACCCUGGCGCCGACAAAUUUCCUGACCUCAAGAGCAAUCACUUGCAGAUAUUUGCAUCCGUGGUGGAAGGGAAGCGUCCACAACUUGAAGUGGACAUUGGAAAUGAAGAGCUUCACGCAGGUCUAUGUGAAAUUAUCAAAGCAGCUUGGCAACCCACUGCUCGGUUACGCCCUAGUGCUCACGACAUUGUCAAGGCAUUGGAACGAGUCCAAGAGGAACUACUAGCAGUUUUUGCGAACGAGUUGCUUCCGGAACUUACCAACGCUAUCAGCUCCUCUGUGUGCAAGACACGCCGAGGCACCGCGGACGUUUUUACUGGUGAGCUAAUCGUUGCCCGUCUUCAGGACAUGAAGUUUGUACACAGCCCAUGUGAAGCCGUUAGACUGGGGAAUGCCUUCAUGGACGCAGGCCUGUUGCACCACAAGAAGCACGACUACAGCUUUGAGAACACGGGACUCCAGUAUUUCUUUGACGAGGACAACAUCAGUCUUUGUCAGCCUUUGGAUAACGGCAAGGCUUCGGUGGCCAUCAGCAUGUGUGAAGAAAACAGCCCCCUCGAUCUCGAUGAUGAUCUUGAGCGACAAAGGGAGCGGUUUGGCUCAUGUUCUUUUCGGGAGUCUGCUACGUGCUCAUUUUCGGAAGACCAUAGCAGCGUGCACAACAAUGCUACGGCGUCCAAACCAUUCAGCCUGUCUGAAGGAUUGGUACGGCCAAGUACAAAUGCUGGAACUAGCGUCAGCGGUGGCAAUGACUGUCGGUGUCGGAAGCUGGGGCAACGCCUUGAAGCUCCUCGAAUGGCUCGCAGACAACGGCUGCGACGAAAGUUCAGGGGGGCGAUUGGUGAUGAACACGCGCUAACUACGAAGUUGCUGGAGGUUGAUGAUUCGGCCGUGACACCUAAAGAAUUCGAGAUUGGUCACAACAUGGAUGCCUUCGACUUCGUUGCGAUGAAUGUCCAGGCAGCAUAA
This is a messenger RNA of Phytophthora sojae, 2487 nucleotides long. RefSeq lists its product as hypothetical. NCBI's taxonomy places the organism in Eukaryota, Oomycota, Peronosporomycetes, Peronosporales, Peronosporaceae. Gene Ontology annotation, molecular function: ATP binding; protein kinase activity. The record is from RefSeq and is a predicted model, not a curated record. Gene Ontology annotation, biological process: intracellular signal transduction; protein phosphorylation. Bases 1 to 2487 code for a protein of 828 amino acids. The transcript has a single exon.